Molecule: messenger RNA, 2465 nt
Organism: Chlamydomonas reinhardtii
Lineage: Eukaryota; Viridiplantae; Chlorophyta; Chlorophyceae; Chlamydomonadales; Chlamydomonadaceae
Exons: 5
Coding region: 678-1463 (261 amino acids)
Source: RefSeq, a predicted model, not a curated record
CGCUAACCGAAUUGAGGCUCAUAACUUAUGUACGAGUACUGUACGCUCCGUUAGCAGGGCGGGUGCACACGCAGCAAUCGUGGCGCAGGCCUACGGCCUGCUCAGAGAAAUGAAAGCUAGUGUGAAUGCAAAUGCAAGACGCCAUCGAGUGCUCCAGGCUAGCAAGCAGCAAGAAAGAAGUUAGAGUUAGCAGCAAUUGCGGUUGCUUGUUACCUUUCGAGAUGAGACAGCCCCAUGCGGCUCCACAGCAGGCGCACCAAAUGGUUACACUGGCGUGAAGCAGACUGCCGGUCCGGGCAGGGCUGACGUGUACCAGCUCGCGCGCGACUAGGCUGCCAUUCGCGACAACGCGAAACCCACAAAAUAAACCCACCUGGAACGCAGCCAGGCAUCCGCGGUGAGCCAGGAGGACAUGCUACGGCAGGUAUCAUUGGGCUGUCCUGUACCUUGUGGACUCUGCGUCCAGGUCGGGCGCUUCUAGGCCAGCCAGCCGUUUCAGUACGUGGGAGGGCACGCAUCCGGGUCUGCUGCAUCGCGUGAGUUGCGUCCCAACGGUUGGAUGGUUGGUUGGGCCUCGGAUCCAACGGGCACGGAGCCCUCCUGGCUAGUCCAUGUGGCGCCACACAGCCGAUCCUUCUCACCUGAAUGGUAGCACUUGCGUGGCUGAACUUAUCAACAUGUACACCUCGCUGCAAAACACUGGCGAUGUUGAAGCUCAGAGUCAGAGCCGGCCAGCGCCCCCACCCAGGCGCCCGGCAUACGACCCUUUGAAUGAGCUGUUUGGUGGUUUCAUCCCAGAGCGAUAUCGCAAUAUACUUGGCUCCAACGUUCAGCCCCUGGCGCUGACCCUCCUUGCCGUCCCCACGCUCUUCGCCUGGUUGGUGUACGCCAUCGUAGCGCCUGCCGGCGAGAAAGCCAAAGAGAAUUGGUGGCCAUGGACCAUGUAUGUCCUGUUUGCGCCAAUGCUGGCGACGGAAGUGGCGCUAUGCCUGCUUCAGGUUGUACGGCGGUACGCUGGUGACCAGUACCUGGGUUGCUUCAGGUGCAUUGGCGUGCUGGAGGCGGCUGGCGCAGCCGUCGUUUGUUGCCUCUGGUUCUUCGUCGCGUGCAUCUUGACCGCCAGCUUUUUGAUGGUGAUCGACGUGGGCCCCGGCCCUUUCUUCGUCUUUCAAGUGCUAUUCUCCGUGGGCGCGUGGGCGAUGGUCAUCAUUGCCGCCUACCUGUCGGGUCUGUACCUUAGCGAGGCGUUUCGUGGUCGACCAUCCACCAGCAGCUACUCGCAGCUGCGCCAAACAGAUGGCCCGCAGGCGUUAAGCCAGGGCCCACAGCCGCAGCCGCUCACGCAGUACCACCCGCAGCCGCCGGCCCCGCAGCCGCCACAGUACCAGUCGCCUGCAUCGUACCAGCCACAUACAUCCACGCAGGCGCAGGCGUCACAGUACGUGCCCCCAACCGCAUUGUAGUCUAUGGGUGCCAAUAAUUUUAAGCCCCGCUAAUCUUGUCUGCGUUCUUGGCCGUUUCCUGCACACAUGUUUCCUUCUAUGUGUUCGCAUCAUAAUAUGAUUGUUGUAUGCGUGCAUCGCUGUCCUUCAGACUGGUUCGUGGAUGAUAUAAUUGGAAAUGCAUCUCAAGGGAGCACGCCGUGGGGCAGGCCGUGGGGGCAGGCGGCAGCUGCAUUGAUUUGCCUCAGCGCACCAAGUGCACUCAUGCCCAUGCAUGCGGUAAAUUGCCCGCGUGCCACAUUCCAUGUGCGUUGCAUGCGCACGCUUCAUGGCCACAUGGUAUCGAUAACAUUCUGUCUGACUGUCUGCUCGAGGGAGUACUGUGUUAUUGGAGGAUACCUGCGUACUUCGUCGUUGCGCCUGAGAGACUGCUGGCGUCUUCGGGGUGACGCGGCUGAGCAGGUUGGAUAUGACGGCCCAGCAUUUGGGCCCGUUGGACUGCUUAUGGUACGGUAAACCGUACGGAGGGGGCACCAAUGGCAUACUGGUAGUGCUUGUCCACUGAAACAAGUGUCCGCAGUUUGCAGGACUACAGUUUGGGUUGUGCGUUAGGCAGUGGUAAUACGGUACGUAUGCGGGGUGGCAUCUCUGACGGCAUUGGGUAUCCUGAACUGGUAACGUGGCAAACUGGGGCCCAACACGCCAGUAGUCACACCCAGGCACACCCCUGGUCCAGGGACGUCCAGGGGUGGCCCAGCCCCGGCCAGAAGCAUGGACGCGUUGGCUCUGGCUAUGUAUGUGGUACGAUGUGUUGCGUGGCGCGUUAAAGGUGGUGCUUGUAGCUCAGGAUGGUACCGAGUAGACGAUGGCUCCGAGUCUCUGUGGCUUGAAAGCAGGUCGGCAGGCGUGAGCCGUGCAAUAUCGUGGAUGGGCAGGGUAGGCUCCGGAUGGUGUUUGGCCCUGUCUGGCACGCUGACUUCAAUCCAUAAAAUAUACUGCGGUUCUUAAUACUAACCUCCUGUC